Cylindrotheca closterium is the source of this 513-nucleotide messenger RNA. Lineage: Eukaryota; Bacillariophyta; Bacillariophyceae; Bacillariales; Bacillariaceae. The record is from the annotation of a GenBank genome assembly.
AUGAGCUUGAAUAGUGUAAAUGCCAAACUCAGGCCGCUAGUCCAGCGUGCCAUGAAAACUCCCGCCUCAAGAUCUAUGACAGUCUUGUCCAAGGAGAGUGGUGAGGAAUACAAGAAAUUGAACUACACAAAUCGAAUGAAGCAAACUGGGCGUCCCGUGUCUCCCCAUGUCACAAUCUACACCUUCCCCGUCACUGCUAUUUCCUCCAUUACCAACCGCGUCACCGGAGUUGCCAUGGCACUCGGUGCUGCUGGUCUUGGAACGGUCGAGAUUUUGGGCGGUUCGGGUACAGCCUUGUCCUUGAUGGAAACCAUUGGAUCUCAGGGCUUCUUGAUUGCUGCCCCUGCCAAAUUUGCAGUGGCAUUUCCCGUCGUAUACCAUUACAGCGGCGCACUUCGACAUUUCGCUUGGGAUUACAAACCAGAUAUGUUGACUAACGUCGAUGCUGAAAAGUCAUCUUGGGCUUUGAUUGGAGGUGCCACUGUCGUCAGUGGAAUCGCUAUGUUCCUAUAA